GAAAGUCUCACGAGACCGGAAGGGACCCUCUCAGGUUUGUUGCUAAUGCUAAUGGCCCCGGAAAGGUAAAGCAACACUCCGAAGAUGGCCGGGGUGUUUGAGGUGGAGGUUGAUGGUGUAGAGCACGACCAUGGAUUGGAGCACCAUGACGAUCCGAAUCAGUUUGAUGUGUCCAAGCUAUCACCAGAGGAGAAAUGGAGGGUGGAGCAUGCAAAAAUGCAUGCCAAACACAAAGGCCACGAGGCCAUGCACGCGGAGAUGGUGCUGAUCCUCAUUGUCACCCUGGUCGUCGCCCAGCUCGUCCUCGUGCAGUGGAAGCAGAGACAUCCAAAGUCUUACAAUCUGGUGACUCUGUUCCAGAUGUGGGUAGUUCCUCUCUACUUUACUACCAAACUUCACUGGUGGAGGUUCCUGACCACAUGGUUUAUCUUCUCUGUCAUCACAGCAUAUAUCUCCUUCCGCGCCACUCGCAAGCCGCUGUCCUGCACCACACCAAGGUUGGUGUAUAAGUGGUUCCUCCUCCUGUACAAGAUCAGCUAUUCCACGGGAAUAGUAGGCUACAGUGUGGUCAUGUUUACACUUUUUGGUAUAAACCUAAUAUUCAGGAUAAAGCCAGAGGAUGCUAUGGACUUUGGCGUUUCAUUGCUCUUCUAUGGGCUGUAUUACGGGGUGCUAGGAAGGGACUUUGCAGAGAUGUGUGCAGACUUCAUGGCUUCAACCGUUGGGUACUACAGUGCAUCAGGCAUGCCAACCAAGCACCUCUCCGACAAUAUCUGUGCCGUGUGCGGUCAGCCAAUCCUCGUAGAUGUCAGUGAGGAAGGGAUUAUUGAGAACACGUACAGAUUAUCCUGCAACCAUGUGUUCCAUGAGUUCUGCAUAAGAGGAUGGUGCAUCGUUGGAAAGAAGCAGAUGUGCCCGUACUGUAAAGAAAAGGUGGAUCUGAAGAGGAUGUUCAGUAACCCCUGGGAAAGGCCACAUGUCAUGUAUGGACAACUUUUGGACUGGCUUCGGUACUUGGUGGCCUGGCAGCCCGUUAUCAUUGGAUUUGUGCAAGGCAUCAACUACGUCCUGGGUCUGGAGUGACCUGGCUGAAAUGGACAUACAUGCCAUGCAGAGAAGAUAUGCACUGGCUCUAAAGACUGAGGGCCUAACACUGAACUAAAACACCCAAUUUAAAAAAAAAAAAAAGUGUCUAUACUUUUUGUAUAUCUUUAUAGGCACAUAUCUGUAUUUACGGUUUAUUUGAAUUUCCAUUAGUUAUCUGAAUUUGGAUGUCAGUCUCCCAGGAUUUCCUCCACAUUGUUAAUGAUUGGUUUGUGCAUCUAAUGGCCUAGUAAAGCGGCUCUCCAAAUCGGUUAGAGAGGAGCUUUUUACUAAUUGAUGUCUUAAAAGUGUUUGUUAUUACUUAGUUAAAGGAUCAUGCUGGUAUUGGUCAUUGACAUGUUUGAAGGUCAUAACACAUGAGUAAUAAAUAAUGAAUGGAAACCAA
Molecule: messenger RNA, 1489 nt
Organism: Mugil cephalus (flathead mullet)
Lineage: Eukaryota; Metazoa; Chordata; Actinopteri; Mugiliformes; Mugilidae
Gene: rnf121
Product: ring finger protein 121
Exons: 9
Coding region: 85-1083 (332 amino acids)
Cellular component (GO): endoplasmic reticulum membrane; Golgi membrane
Molecular function (GO): metal ion binding; ubiquitin protein ligase activity
Source: RefSeq, a predicted model, not a curated record